Calypte anna (Anna's hummingbird) is the source of this 8204-nucleotide messenger RNA. It is a transcript of the gene TNPO1, whose product is annotated as transportin 1. Gene Ontology annotation, cellular component: nucleus; cytoplasm. Gene Ontology annotation, molecular function: small GTPase binding; nuclear import signal receptor activity. NCBI's taxonomy places the organism in Eukaryota, Metazoa, Chordata, Aves, Apodiformes, Trochilidae. The record is from RefSeq and is a predicted model, not a curated record. The transcript has 24 exons. Gene Ontology annotation, biological process: protein import into nucleus. The coding region runs from base 177 to 2849 and encodes 890 amino acids.
UGUCUGGCUGGCUGGUGGGGUGCGCGCUGCGGGGGCGAGAGCCGGAGCGGGCUGGGCGCCGCCGUGCCCCCUCCCUCCGGCCUGCCUUCUUUUCCGCCCUCCCGCCUCCCCCAGCCUGGGCCCUGCCGCGCCGCAAACAGCGGCCGCCUCUUCUCUGUGUUUUCCAGCAAGCCAAGAUGGAGUAUGAGUGGAAGCCCGACGAGCAGGGACUCCAGCAGAUCCUGCAGCUGCUCAAGGAGUCGCAGUCGCCGGACACCACGACGCAGAGGGCCGUGCAACAAAAACUAGAACAACUCAAUCAGUAUCCAGAUUUCAACAACUACCUGAUUUUUGUUCUUACAAAACUGAAGUCUGAAGAUGAACCAACACGUUCCUUGAGUGGACUCAUCUUGAAGAAUAAUGUAAAAGCCCAUUUUCACAACUUUCCCAAUGGGGUAACUGACUUCAUUAAAAGUGAAUGUCUUAACAAUAUUGGUGAUUCAUCACCUUUAAUUAGAGCUACUGUAGGCAUUCUGAUAACAACCAUUGCUUCAAAAGGAGAAUUACAGAACUGGCCUGAACUCUUACCAAAACUUUGCAGCUUGUUGGACUCUGAAGAUUACAAUACUUGUGAGGGUGCUUUUGGCGCUCUUCAGAAGAUAUGUGAAGAUUCUGCUGAAAUUUUAGAUAGUGAUGUAUUGGACCGACCACUCAAUAUAAUGAUACCUAAGUUCUUGCAGUUCUUCAAGCACAGCAGUCCAAAAAUAAGGUCUCAUGCUGUUGCCUGUGUCAAUCAAUUUAUCAUCAGCAGAACUCAAGCUCUUAUGUUGCAUAUUGAUUCUUUUAUUGAGAAUCUUUUUGCACUGGCUGGUGAUGAGGAGCCCGAAGUACGCAAAAAUGUUUGCCGGGCUCUGGUGAUGUUGCUGGAAGUUCGAAUGGAUCGCCUGCUUCCUCAUAUGAUUAGUAUAGUUGAGUACAUGCUUCAAAGGACCCAGGACCAAGAUGAAAAUGUGGCAUUGGAGGCUUGCGAGUUUUGGCUGACUUUGGCUGAGCAGCCAAUUUGUAAAGAUGUGUUAUGUCGGCAUCUUACUAAGCUGAUACCUGUGCUGGUAAAUGGUAUGAAAUAUUCAGAAAUCGAUAUUAUUCUACUGAAGGGGGAUGUUGAAGAAGAUGAAGCUAUUCCAGAUAGUGAACAGGACAUAAGACCUCGUUUUCAUCGUUCACGGACGGUGGCUCAGCAACAUGAAGAAGAUGGUAUUGAAGAUGAUGACGACGAUGAUGAUGAACUUGAUGAUGAUGACGCUAUUUCUGACUGGAAUUUAAGGAAAUGUUCUGCUGCUGCUCUAGAUGUCCUAGCCAAUGUAUUUCGUGAUGAACUUUUGCCACACAUCUUGCCCCUUUUGAAGGAAUUGCUCUUCCAUCCAGAAUGGGUAGUUAAGGAAUCAGGUAUCCUUGUUCUUGGAGCAAUUGCUGAAGGCUGCAUGCAGGGUAUGAUUCCAUAUCUUCCUGAGCUGAUCCCUCAUCUUAUUCAGUGCCUCUCGGACAAAAAGGCUCUUGUGCGCUCCAUUACAUGCUGGACCCUGAGUCGCUAUGCACACUGGGUAGUUAGCCAACCCCCAGACACAUACUUGAAGCCAUUAAUGACUGAGUUGCUAAAGCGUAUCCUGGAUAGCAACAAGAGAGUACAAGAAGCUGCCUGCAGUGCCUUUGCUACUCUAGAAGAGGAGGCUUGUACAGAGCUUGUUCCCUAUCUCGCGUAUAUACUUGACACUUUGGUCUUUGCAUUUAGUAAAUACCAGCAUAAAAACUUGCUCAUUCUUUAUGAUGCCAUAGGAACUUUAGCAGAUUCUGUAGGACAUCAUCUAAAUAAACCAGAAUAUAUUCAGAUGCUAAUGCCUCCAUUGAUCCAGAAGUGGAACAUGUUGAAGGAUGAGGAUAAAGAUCUCUUCCCUUUGUUAGAGUGCCUGUCGUCAGUUGCUACUGCCUUGCAAUCUGGCUUCCUUCCAUACUGUGAACCUGUAUACCAGCGUUGUGUAAAUCUAGUGCAGAAGACCCUUGCACAAGCCAUGUUGCAUAAUGCUCAGCCAGACCAAUAUGAGGCUCCAGAUAAAGAUUUCAUGAUUGUGGCUCUUGAUUUACUCAGUGGUUUAGCUGAAGGACUUGGAGGCAACAUUGAACAGCUAGUGGCUCGCAGCAAUAUCCUGACACUAAUGUACCAGUGCAUGCAGGAUAAAAUGCCUGAAGUGCGGCAGAGUUCUUUUGCAUUGUUAGGGGAUCUGACAAAGGCAUGUUUUCAGCAUGUUAAGCCUUGCAUCGCUGAUUUCAUGCCAAUUUUGGGAACCAACCUAAACCCUGAAUUUAUUUCUGUGUGUAACAAUGCCACCUGGGCAAUUGGAGAAAUCUCCAUCCAAAUGGGUAUAGAGAUGCAGCCUUAUAUUCCAAUGGUGUUGCACCAGCUUGUAGAAAUAAUUAACAGACCCAACACACCAAAGACGUUGUUAGAGAACACAGCAAUAACAAUUGGUCGUCUUGGUUACGUUUGUCCUCAAGAGGUGGCCCCCAUGCUACAGCAGUUUAUAAGACCCUGGUGUACCUCUCUGCGAAACAUAAGAGACAAUGAGGAAAAGGAUUCAGCGUUCCGUGGGAUAUGCACCAUGAUCUCAGUCAACCCCAGCGGAGUAGUCCAAGACUUUAUUUUUUUUUGUGAUGCUGUUGCAUCGUGGAUUAGCCCAAAAGAUGAUCUCCGAGACAUGUUCUGUAAGAUUCUUCAUGGAUUUAAAAAUCAAGUUGGGGAUGAAAAUUGGAGGCAUUUCUCUGACCAGUUUCCUCUUCCCUUAAAAGAGCGCCUUGCAGCUUACUAUGGAGUUUAAUCUCAUGCACUGUAGCUGCAGUCCCAUAAUUAGAGGUCCUUCAGUCUGGGAGACUAUGAGGGAGCCUCUGCACCCAGGGAAAAUGUUACCCUUUACUGGGGGGAAGGGUAAACCAGUAGGGAAUACAGUACAAUCCCAACCCUACUGGGAGGGGCGGGAGGGAGGUGUUGCCGUCACUGUAUUAAGUCGAUGUUGGGAAAUGUUUUAACAUCUGGAGCCUUUGUGGGUGGAAAUCUGUCUCCUAUUACAACUCUGCACUGGAUGUGAAGAAGAAAAAAAAAAAAAAGGAAAAAAAAAAAGAAUAUAGUCACAAAACAGCACAUUGUGGAAUAUUGUGGGGAAUUGUACCAAAUAAGAACCAUAUAAUUGAACCAUAGGGGAUACGUAAAGACGAAAACUAUUUUGCGCACAAUAAAGGAAACCUAAGAAUGGGGGUCACAAACAGUAAAAGGCUUUCUUUUUUCUUUUAUGUUUUUUUAAGUAAGGGUUUUCUACAUUAUUUCAUCCUGCCUGAUGGGAUUCCUAGGUAUUUGCAUGUUAAUGAAGAACUACACAAAUGAAGUUAGUACUGUUAAAAUGCAGCUUGUGUCUGUAAUAGGAGCAGGCACUUGCAGCGUACAAUAUAGAAACCCCAUUAUAAAUGAAUAAAGGUUAACUUGGACAAAAAUGAAGCAACCUGCAAGCUGCCAAGUCAGUCACUCCUUCAUUUUUGGGGUAGGGGGAGGGACACUUCAAAGGAAAAGAUUGACAUUUUGAUUUUUACAUUAAAAAGAGAAUUAAAGUAGUGGAUAUAAUUUGAUUAUUGUACUUCAUUAGAUUUAAUUUCUAGAGUAAGGCAUUAUUCUUAACGUGCAGUUUAAGGUUCAGGCAUGCGUUCUGGCUCAUAGUGAUCAGAAGUAAUCUUAAAUUAGUGGAAAAGUAGCAUGCUUGCAUCACAUAGAGUGAAAUUGGUAUACAUUUACCUAUGUUGCGCCAGUUUUGUGUUGCAGUUUACCAAUUCAAUAUAGCCCUGCAUUUAAAAUUCCUUUCUAAGAUUCUGUGGAUUUCAUUUUCAUUAAGAAUAUAGAUAUAAAGUACUGUAGUUAACAAUUAGGCCUUGAAAUACCUUUAGGAUCUCUUAAGAAUAAGAUUGAUAUUGUAUUGUGUGUAACCUGCACAAUGUGGAAAGCUGAUAUAGCUGUGCAAAAUAUUUGCCUCUGUGCUGUCAGUGUGAUGUGCUUUCUGCAUGGUUAUAUACUAGUGAUUUUAUCAGAAUCUCUAAAAAUGAGUUACAUGGUAAGACCCGUUAAAGGCUGCGUAAAUGUUAGUUGGCACGUAAAGACAAUUGUAGAAGUUGAUGACAUGAUUGCUAUAUUUGUGUUUAUUCCCACUCAACAUAUUACCUUCUAUGCUUUCUUUUUGUUCAAAGCAUGAUCUUAAAGAGAUGUUUUAAGUUAAUGGAUGUAAUGCAGGGUAUCUACACUGUAUUGGCGCAUGUUGGUGGCCCUUUGUGAUGUAGUUAAAUGCACAAGGGUGCAAGUUUAAAGCUACAGGGUGAAAGUUGGUUUGGAUCCUCUUCAUUUCAUUUGUUUAGUUUUUCUGUUGUGUUUUUUUCUCUACUUACAUGUAUUCCUGUGAAUAAAUCCUUGUUAAGUUAACCCUUUACUUUUCCUUCCAUGUGUAUUUUCUUAUGUACUGUGAAUGUGAAAUCCUAACUGGUACACUUGAUCUUGUGUCCAUCUGAAAGUGGCAAGUCUUUAAUAAUUUAGAUUGCCUAAAGAGUAUCCCAUGAUGAUAAAGGAAAAUGGAGAGAUUUUUUUAACUCUGCUGGUCAGAGGUGAAGCCACACCUUUCCAUUUUUCAAGUGCUGCAUAAUUAAUCUGCAAGAUAAAAUUAAGCCAUAACAGCCUUUUGUAGAUUUAGUUUCUCACCUUUGCAUUGCAGAAUGGAUACUAGAUAACAGUUUGGGGUUUUUUGUUUGUUUGUUGUUGCUUUUUUUUUUUUUUUUUUUUUUUAAGAACUUGCUCUUCUUUGCAUGGUUCUUUUCUGACUGUUGAAUGAUUUAGCCCAUUGCACUGAAGUUUGAGGUGUGUGAGUGUGAACUUAUAAAUGCUUUUUAAAGAGUUUUGAUUUUUUUUUUUUUUUUAAUGCAUGAUAGCAUGCAUGUUUUACAUCCUUCCCCCCCCCCCCUUUUCCUUAUUUUUUUGGCUUUGCAAAUUUGGAGGGAUUAUGCCUGAAGAAUAGUUUGGACAUGUACUGUAUGAAGUACGUUCAGUAAUGCUAGUACAUUGUAUUUAUUUGAUUUGGUCCAAAUUGCAUGUGAUAACUUGGUUUCAAAUUACAUUGCUGUGGUAGCAAAUACAAAGUUCCUUCUUAAUUAACAACUGAAGUAAAUGAAUAAUAGUCAAUAAAAAAAGCUUUAAAAUCAAAUUCUGGGGAAAAAAACAACCUUGAAAAUACAGCAAGAACUGUGGAAUAGGAAAGCUACCCAAACAUACUGUAGCAUAACAGCUAGAAUCUGGAUUUACCUAAAUUCUUAAAUGUCAGGAAGCCCCUUUAACCAAAUAUAACUAUUCCACCUCCCCUGGGAUUAGCUUAGGAUGCCACUUUUGUACGUAGGUAUUUUAAUAGGUGCUUGUACAGACAUGAACUGAUCUGGUCUAACAGCAAGGAAAAUAAUUAAAAUAAGGCAGAAAUAAACAGUACUGACAAUGCAGUCUUUUGUAUCAGUAAGUUAUGUCAUGAUAUAUUUAAAAGCAAAUAAACUGUAUUCCUAAAGCAUAGUAAUAUAGCGCAGAUAUUUGCAGAAGCCAUUAAGGGGAUAAUGUGAAGUUAAAAAAGUUCUGAAUCAGCAUUAACAUUGACAAUUCAGUUAUUGCAUCAUGGGAUAUAUAAAAAGCAUCUUGAUUGUUGUGGUGUAGUCUUGACAGUUCUUGAAUGUUGACUGAAUGUUUAUACUGGUAGAAUUGUGAGUCUGUCUUUGUUACAUUCCAGUGUUUCUGCCUCUUGGCAUGCUAAAAGCACGGCUUACUUCAUUUGCUCCUUACACACUGAAUAAAGUGCUGUUAGUGUGCUGAACUACAGAAAUAGCCGCUGCUAAGUAAUGGUGUAGAUUUUCUACUUGAAUAUUUUUGUUGUAGGAACCUCAGGAGGUCAGUGUUUACUGUUUUUAUAUAUGCCUUUUUCCUGUUUUGAGUUUCCCUUUUUGAAGGAUUCUGAGAGUGAAAAGCUGCUGAUCAACCUAAGUUGGUAACAGAAAGUGUAUUUAAAAUCCUUAUAAAAGCAUCUUUUGGGAAGUUCUAAAUUACUGUUAAAUUAAUUCUAAGUGAAGUUCAGUUCUAAAUUUUUUUCAUUACAUAUUCAGGAAACAGAUAAUUUCAUUUAGGAAAAAAUAUUAGAAUAGUUCAUUAUUUUCACCAGUGCAAGCAAAAAUAAUAAAUUUUGUAAUUUUUUUUUCCAAAGCUUGAUUAUUUUUUAAAUCAGUGAACAUGUAUAUAUUUAAAAUUUAAUAAGGUAAUUCUUAUGCUUUAGUUUAUUGCUCCUUAAGCUUGUACUCAAAGAUCACUUUUAGAAGUAGGUGUUUAAAAUUUAUAAUUGUUAUAAUUUUUAAGGUUAUGAAGUAGCAUAAAUUUUGUAACUAACAAUAUUGAUACACACUGUGACUUUUUUUUUGUUAGGAAUUUUAUUUUAGCAUCAAUCUUAAUCACUUAAACUGCAUAUAUUGUAAAAUAGUAAGAUGUAUAUUUUAAAACUUCAAGUGGCUUUCCUUAAGUGAAACUCAUUGCUAUUUAGAAAUAUUAAAAUAUUAGCUUUAUCUCAGGUGAACACUCUUGUACCCCCUUUCUUCAGAACACAUGCUAAUAAAAAUGUGUCUUAAUUAUAUCAGUUUAUGUAUUUAAUUUAGGCAGCUCCUUUGUCUUAACUCUAAAUUAACGUUUUACUGUGGGAUAAUAAUGACUUCUGCUUCACGUAUUUUAUUCAUAUUGAAUGUAUUAACAUAUAAGGUGCAAAAAACAUUCUUCCCUUGAGGAGAAUACAUCCAUAUUCAAAGAACUGAAAUAUUUCUGGAAAAAUGCUUUAAAUGCAACAUUAUAUUGGAACUAGUUUGUUUCAGAAUAUGUCAAGGAAAGAAGUUGCUACUAACACUAAUUGCUUCAAUACUGUUUCUUUCAUGGGGAUCAUAGAUGCAAAAAGCUCCUAUAUAGGGUCUAAAAUGUAACUUUAAGAUAAAAAGUUAGGCUCCACAGUGGAAUGGCAAAACAUCCUGCAGUUUUCUCAGAUAGAUGCUGAUGUAGUUUGCGUAUGUAUUUGUUAUAUAUUGCAUAAGUAUUUCCAGUAACCUCAUCUUGAAUAAAUAAAGCUUGAUCAGUAGCUGUAUAUUUCACUCACCUAUGCAUUCUCCAGAAUUACUUCCAUCCAUCUUCUAAAUAUUCAAUAGGAAUUUUUUGUCUGCCACUGGUGCUUGCUCUUUGCACUUAAUGGUUGGAGCAGCCCAGCUUUAGCUUGUUAUUUUAAAUGGGAAACUGAGGCGAGUACUCUUGUUGCUUGCAUAUAUUCUCCUAAAAUAAUAUGGAUAGUAAUGCACUUGAAUGUACUUGUAUGAGGGAAGUUAAAAAUGGCUCUGUCAGAUGAAUCCAUGUGGCGUUACAAUAGACUUUAAAAAAGCCAAAUUCACAUCUCAAAGAAUUCAGCACUUACAGUAUAGUGUAAUUUUUCUAAAAACAGGUUCUGUUGUGCUACUUCGCCUUAGAUAUCUAUUUCCUUGCUUUGGGUGAACAGCAGAAUUGAGAAGGACUGUGUGUUUUUUGCAAGACAGCAAUUAGGAAAAAAAAAGAUUGGUAUUAAGCAGGUUCAUUGGGCUGCUGAAAUCUCCAUUGUAGUAGUAUCUUUUUUCAUAGGAAGAGAUAGCUAGUUAUGUCGUACAUUGUCUGACCUACUAAUGCUAGACACUUCUAAAAUUUCAAAUUGGAUGUGAUAUACAAAAUAGUUUAAAAUUAAAGAUGACUGGAUCUUUCUGCUGACAACUUAGGUUGUAUGAGUUUCGCUUGAAAGCUUUAAAUCUGAUGUUUCUGUAUCUGCCACAAUGUUGGAAUGCUUCCUUCAAACAUAUCCUCCUGCAACCUCUCAAACUGUACUAAACUGAGUGAUAUUUCUUGAAGUCUGCCUAUGUGCUAACAGAACUUCAUUUUAAAUAGAAUAUGGUUUUAAUUUUUGAUAAGCUGCUGAAUUUUAAGAGUUUUUGGGGCCACCAAAUAUUUUGGAUCAUGCAGAGAAUAUAUAUUGUACUGUAGUAAUUUUGUAUUUACAUUUGUAUGAUGUGACAUAAUAGAUGUGAAUGUUAAUCACUGCUUGACUAUGUUAAUAAAGUUGUUUAAA